Messenger RNA from Lindgomyces ingoldianus, 2085 nucleotides. RefSeq lists its product as uncharacterized. The record is from RefSeq and is a predicted model, not a curated record. Bases 120 to 1661 code for a protein of 513 amino acids. Lineage: Eukaryota; Fungi; Ascomycota; Dothideomycetes; Pleosporales; Lindgomycetaceae. The transcript has a single exon.
UUUGACUUGACUUCGUCGCGAAAGUCAAGCUUAAAGUCGCUUUCAUCUCCAGGCGUGGUCUUCAACUCUCCACUUUGAGUAUCCACCACAUCCCCCGCGCAAUUCCGCUGCAGCCCACAAUGCCCCCCCAACCAAUGUCCCCCCGCUUGCCAGGCGUGAGCAUUCUAGCCCCAGAAGCCACGGGUCCGCAAUAUCGGCGUUGGCGUCGCGGAGUAAAGAACGCCUUCAUAUCUAGAGGAACUUGGGGCUAUUGCGAUGGCUCCUGUCCCAUGCCUAUGCCAACCCAAGGACCAAAUUUCUUUGCACCCACUUCAACACCGGAGCCACAGCCGGAGUUACUGGAAGAGAGGAGGGCUUGGUCGAGGAAAGAUCGCGAUGUGAAGUUAGACAUUUUUCUAUCAGUGGCGGACGACAUCAAGCUUGAUGUCUUCGAAGUCGGACCUGCGCUGCCACCCCCAGGUAUGAGCGCAUUGGAAAUGAUACAGGCUUUGGAUGGUCGAUUCGAGGAGUUCAAGUUCGAAGACUACCACCACGCGUUCUGCCACUUUCUAAACCUUCACAUCGACCAAUACGGCAGUCUAGGCGAUUUCAACAUCGAAUUCGUCGCGACGCUAGAAGACUUGCUGGACCACGGAUAUCCACUGGACAAUGUCCAAGCCUGUAGCGCAUACUUCUCCAAAAUGCGCUGUACUCAAAAUCCCUGGGUCGUGAAGAAAUUAAAUGAGUGGGACACUUUAGCCACCCCGCCGCUCCUCGCGGAUCUGAUCAAAGACUGCCCUCCAUGGCAUGUGAUCAAGCCUCUUGCGCUCAAAGCCCCUUCACAGCCAACUUCAGAAUCAUAUUCCGAGGAUUUAGCAGAAAGCCAGGGCGAAGAAGAACUCUCCGAAGACGCAGCGUCGAUAUCCUCGGAUUCGUCGCGAGAACAAGAAAUCACUGUUCACGCAAGCUACGAAGAUCUCACCGAAGCGUUUCCGAUACCUACCUCAGUCGCAGAGCUUCCAGCAACGCCCAUCCCAAUUCCCCAACGCAUCAGUUCCAAAGAAGCGAGUCAAUCCGCCCUCAGUCCCCUGAGCCUUUCAUCUCCAGCCAACAAAGCACUCCCAUCACUUCCCAAAUCAUCGACAUCCAGCACGCGCUCAGCAUCUCCAAAGCCCGGCUCAGAAUCGCACUUGAAAGUCCCACCAGCUUCUCCGCGCCCACGAACCCCCAAAUCACCAGCCCCACGUCCCAGCGCCGCAACACCACCUGGAAUAUCCUCUCCAAAUCUUCUCCCUCCGUCACCCCCUAAAAUGAUUCAAAGACGCCCCACCUCCUCACGCUCCGCCAUCCUCCCGAUCCCCCUAGGCCCCCAAUCCUCCAUGGAAACAUUCACAACCUGGCCACCGCGCUCUCCUCUCAUCCGGCAAGAUUCUAGCAACAGCAGUAUAAUCAGUCUCCCUCUACAAGGCACCACAAUCCCAGAAUUUCCACGAACCAAAUUAUCGGUCUCACCACCAAACACUCCGCCAGUCAAAAGUUCAAUGAAGGACUGCGACGAGGAUCUAGAGAGACUGAGGGAAGUGGAGAGGCAGAGACAAAGAGAUAGUAUCGAGAAGCAUCAAAGGAAAAGGAGUUGGAGCAUCAAGAGUCGGUGGAGCGCUAGGAGGGGGGAGGUGUCUUAAACUAUGUGAUUCGCGCUAGCAAUUUAUCGUUGUAUAUUUCCUUUGUACAGGAAUUUGGGACUGGAACUCAGGUUUGGUGGAUUGGAUUGAACGAUAAGGCGUUUCUGGAACUCCCUCACUAGUUGGUGUAUGCAUACUCACAUACGGGUACACUUUUUCAACUCGCACAAUCGCUCGCUCUCUAUCCCCGACCUCUUUCGGAACUCUUUCGGACUUUCUUCAGCUUUCAACUGGCGCAUACGGAUUGCAACUCUCUAAUUUCCUAAGAACGAUCGUUCGCAUCCCAACAAAAUUUCCUUCCCUCUUCGUCUUCGUAUCUUUUCUUAGCAGCGGCAGCUCUCUGUCUGCAUGCAUCGCAAUAUACCCGAAAUUCGCUCUCUUUCACAUCCACACAGAACCUAGCUGGUUACUACAUCAAGUAAUC